AGAAAAUUUCAAGCGGCAAACUUUUAAGAAACUCCUUCUUUCUUUUCUUGGGGGGGAACAGUCGGCUGGGCCAGCCAAGUACUCACUGUCCCCCCCCAACGCCAAAUCUUCUUAUCACCUUCUUCUUAUUCUUGAAUCGGCCAAGCUGCCUUUUCUUCGUGUUUCUUUCACAAAAUGCCUGCAUCCAACGGCUCUCCCGCCAAUGGCGCGUCCAAGAAGGUCCUCGACUUCAAGACGGCCGAGGAAGUCCUCAAGGAAUACGAGAGCCGCGAUGGUCUCGCUAUCCAAGACCUCAUGGACUCUAAGGUCCAGGGCGGCCUGACGUACAAUGACUUCCUAUUGCUGCCAGGCUACAUCGGCUUCCCCGCUUCCGCCGUCGCGCUCGACUCGCCCAUCACCAAGAACAUCACUCUCAAGACGCCCUUUGUCUCUUCGCCAAUGGACACUGUCACAGAGCAUGACAUGGCAAUCCACAUGGCCCUCCAGGGUGGCUUAGGAGUCAUCCAUCAUAAUUGCGACCCCGAUGUCCAGGCCGACAUGGUGCGCAAGGUCAAGCGCUACGAGAACGGUUUCAUCCUGGACCCUGUCGUCAUCCGCCGUGGCACCACCGUUGGCGAAGCCAAGGCUUUGAAAGAGAAGUGGGGCUUCGGAGGGUUCCCCGUCACCGAAUCCGGCAAGCUGGGCUCAAAGCUUUUGGGCAUUGUCACGAACCGCGAUCUCCAGUUUGAAGACGGCUUCGAGCUGCCAGUGUCGAGUGUAAUGGUGACGGACCUCAUCACGGCGCCUUCCGGUGUCACCCUGGUUGAAGCCAACAAGAUCCUGGCCAGAUCCAAGAAAGGCAAGCUGCCAAUCGUAGACAAGGAUGGAAACCUCAUCUCCAUGAUUUCCCGCUCCGAUUUGACCAAGAAUCUUCACUUCCCCCUUGCCUCUAAGCUCCCGGAUUCUAAGCAGCUCAUCUGUGCCGCUGCCAUUGGUACGCGCCCCGAGGACAAGAUCCGCCUUGCCAAACUCGUGGAAGCCGGUCUGGACAUUGUCAUCCUGGACAGCAGCCAGGGCAAUAGCAUGUAUCAGAUUGAGAUGAUCAAGUGGAUCAAGCAGGAAUUCCCCGGACUGGAUGUCAUUGGCGGAAACGUCGUGACGAGAGACCAGGCUGCUUGUCUUAUUGCUGCCGGCGUGGACGGCCUUCGCAUCGGCAUGGGUAGCGGUAGCGCCUGCAUUACCCAAGAGGUCAUGGCUGUUGGCCGUCCUCAGGCGAGCUCUGUCUACAACGUGAGUUCUUUUGCCGCCAGAUUUGGCGUUCCCUGCAUUGCAGAUGGUGGCAUCCAGAACGUGGGCCACAUUGUCAAGGGCCUUGCCCUCGGCGCCUCAACAGUUAUGAUGGGUGGUCUGCUGGCCGGCACCACUGAGUCUCCCGGAACAUCCUUCGUCUCGAGAGAGGGCAAGCUUGUGAAGGCUUAUAGAGGGAUGGGGAGCAUCGACGCCAUGCAGGACAAGAAGGCCGGUGGCGGCGGCAAGGACAGCCAGAAGAGUAAUGCCGGCACUGCCCGCUACUUCUCGGAGGGCGACAGUGUUUUGGUUGCUCAAGGUGUCUCGGGUGCCGUGGCGCAUAGAGGAUCAAUUGGAAAGUUCGUACCCUAUCUUGCCGCGGGUCUGAAGCACUCACUCCAGGACUCUGGAGUUCAGAGCUUGCAGGAGCUCCAUGGCUCGGUUGCCAACGGCACCGUGAGGUUUGAGAUCCGCACAGCCAGCGCCCAGCUGGAAGGCGGCGUUAACAUGGAGUCCUAUGAGAAGAAGCUUUACGCGUGAUUAUGCAAUAUUGAGAAAUGAAACAUCACAACAUGGGAAUGGGCAGUUAGGCUAAUCGCCUUCUUUUGUAUUGGAGUCAGGGGCGCAAUUUUGGCUCGGCACAUUUUCGUCACAAAAUCUAAAACAUCUUGAGAACGUGACCUUUUACCACUUUGGUUUAGGCAUGAGUAUCCUUGAUCAUUCCACGGUCUGCCAACUGGCUCAAAUGCAGGCAGUUUUUGUGGUCAUGAUAUGCCGAUGUUCGGGAGAAUAUAUAGUACAUUGUGUAUGAGUGAGUACCUACCUAGGUUCAAGUUUGCAUUUAUGUUCUGUUAUUUUUUUAAUGUGUACGUGAUGGGUAUGAGCCAUUUCACUUUUGUGAUCUUAAUAUGGAAGUCCAUCCUUAAUCAGAGCCUCAUUGAGCAGACG
Molecule: messenger RNA, 2214 nt
Organism: Lasiosphaeria miniovina
Lineage: Eukaryota; Fungi; Ascomycota; Sordariomycetes; Sordariales; Lasiosphaeriaceae
Product: inosine-5'-monophosphate dehydrogenase IMD4
Exons: 3
Coding region: 175-1806 (543 amino acids)
Biological process (GO): GTP biosynthetic process
Cellular component (GO): cytoplasm
Molecular function (GO): IMP dehydrogenase activity
Source: RefSeq, a predicted model, not a curated record